Molecule: messenger RNA, 2559 nt
Organism: Phyllostomus discolor (pale spear-nosed bat)
Lineage: Eukaryota; Metazoa; Chordata; Mammalia; Chiroptera; Phyllostomidae
Gene: GARIN5B
Product: family with sequence similarity 71 member E2
Exons: 10
Coding region: 1-2559 (852 amino acids)
Cellular component (GO): nucleus
Source: RefSeq, a predicted model, not a curated record
AUGAACAGGCUUUGGAACAUCAGGCACCUGGACCCAUUGCCAGGCCCCCCGCAGUGGGUCCCCAUUCUGGGCCAGCUGCAGAAGACCCUCCAGAAGGGCGAGUACCUGCCCCUCUGCCCGCUGCCCAUGUUCGAGAGUAACUUUGUCCAGGUGACCAGCCGAGGGGCCCCCGUGUAUGUGCACCACAAAAGCAACCACCUGACCAUGGGUGUGGCCGCCUCCCUGCCCGGCCCGGUGCUGCCAGACCUCCUGCUCAUUGCUCGGCCCUCUGAGGCCAGGGACUGCUCCAACCUCGUCCUCACCAGGAUGAUCCCGCUGGACCUGGUCCACCUCUACGUCCACAACCUGUCUGCCUGGCGCCUGAAGCUUGGCUUGAUCACAGGCCGCUACUACUAUCUGGAGCUGAACGCCCCCGACAGCGAGGUAGCAUUUCUGUUUGACCGCUGGAUCCGGCUCAUCCACCUGCUCCAAGAGCCCGCCACCUUCUGGGCCCCCAGGACCUUGAAAACGCCCCUCUCGGACCUGGCCCAGAUGGCACCUCCUGCCUCCACCUGGACCCUCCAGGACCAGUCCCACUGCAGACGGUCAGCCAUGAUUUUUAAACCCAGCUUUUCUUACAAGAUGCUGACAUCUCAGAAACGGAGGAAGGCCAAGACCCCCAGGCGCAAACUCAGGUCCCAGGCUGUGGGUGACUCCGUGCCUCUCAUCUGGUCACAGCCAGAGCACCCUGGCACCAGGAAGAAAGCCACAGAGAAAAAGUCCCACCCAGAGCUCGGCCUUCAUGGCUCUCAGACCAAAAUCCAAGUUUCUGGGAAGCCCAGCAUCACCAUCCGGACCAUCUUCAGCAUCGUGUCCAGAACCGUCAACCACAGGCUGUCCUCUUCCAAGGGUCAUUCAGAACCUGAUGGAGCAGUGGUCCUUGGCCAUUUAGUGAAGACCCCUUCACAUUGUACCUCAGAGAACAGUCCCAAUAUUUCCUUGCUGGUCUCCUACGAUCACGUGGAUAUUCGACAGAACAUGCAAGACCUGUCGGACCUGGAUUCCAGCACCUUGUCCUCCAACUCCCUCAGCCAGGACUCCUACUGUCCCAGCUUCUACCUGCCUGCCCCCUACUCGUCUGCCCCCAGGGACAAGAUGGCCAGGCCUCCACCCUCCCAGAAAACCUCCUCUGUCCCUCCCAGCUCUUGGAAAGAUCCAUCCAUCCUUGAUCAGGCCCAGAAGGUCUCAGCUGUGCCUGCUUCAUCUCGGAAGUCCCCAGCUGGGCCUUCUGCCCCCCAGAAGACCCCAGUUCCAGCCCCUGUUCCCCAGAAAUCCCCAGCCAUACCUGGCUCAUCCAGGAAGACUUCAUGUGUGCUGGCUAUAACCCAGAAGGCCCCAGCCAUACCUUCCCUGUCUUGGAAGAACCCACUUGUAUCAGGGAUCCCCCCAAAAGCCAUGCCCUGUCCUGUUCCAAAACAGCAAUCUCUGUUCCCAUCUAGCCCAUCCCCGAAGGCUCUGACUCCACCCGCCCGAUACCAGAUGACACCGGACCCUGGUGAUUUUGGCUCGUCUCUGAGGGGAAAACGUGUUGAGAAUGUGCUCGAGAGAAGCCAGCCAGAAGGGAAGAUGGAGCCGUUGGUGCUGGUGGGCACCCAGGAGACACAGGUUGCAGAGAUGUGGGCCCAGAAAAUGUCCCUGGAGCUGCCCUUCCAUACCACCCAGAAGGAGACCAAGGGGCUCAUAAUCAGCAAAGCCCAAGAGAUCACCUGGGAUGGCUUGAAGGGCAAGGGCAAGGGCAAGGUGGAGGAUAAGGUCCAUGGGACAAUGGAGGGGAAAUCCCUGGACUUGCCUGGCUUCAAGCCCAGGCUGAGGGGGCAGCAGCAGACGUGGGCUAAGUCCCAGGAGCUGGCCGUGGAGGGAGCCCCACAGGAGCGCAGAAGGCCCUUCUCUGUGAAGGAGCUCACCUUUGCCAAGAUGGUGAUCCUGGCCAACUCUGAGAAGAUGCCCUUGAGACCAGAACUGGUUGGUUUGCCCUCCUGGCUCUUGAUCCCCCAGGUGUCUGCCAGGCCCAUGGUGGGCCCAGAGCCCCUCAUCCCUGGCCAGGCUACCGUGUUGGAGGGCACACCAGUGGUGGACAGGGAAGUGGAAAAGCUGCUCUCAGACCAGAGGCGGUCUUUCAAAGUGCCCCCCCGCUCUAAACGUGGCCCCAGCAGCCUGAAGACGGAGAGAGUAUCCCAGGCCCCCAUUCCUCUGCCUGCAAAGAGGUGGGAGGAAGUCCAGCCCCCCAUCUUGCUGAACUCCAUCCCAAAGAUGGAGGCUAGAGUAUCCCAAAAGCCCGACAGAGAAUCUCAGGAGACCGUGGGGAUGCCAGGCCCAUGUCCCCUGGCCACUACGGGGUCAUCCUUGGAAGUUCCUGUGCCCAAGCUCAUGGAAAUUGAGAAUAAGAGGGACUUGCUGAACAAGAUGGAGAAGACAAAGAAAAAACUGAGUAUCUUCACGCCUUGGCCCAGGUACUUAGGGAGAAAGGACCUCUGGGGUUAUCAGCAAGAAGGCUCCAGGCGCCAUGCCCCUCCACUGUAG